AGCCCGGCCAGCGCCAUGCUACGCCUGGGGCUGUGCGCGGCUGCACUGCUGUGCGUGUGCCGGCCCGGCGCCGUGCGCGCCGACUGCUGGCUCAUCGAGGGCGACAAGGGGUACGUGUGGCUGGCCAUCUGCAGCCAGAACCAGCCGCCCUACGAGACCAUCCCGCAGCACAUCAACAGCACCGUGCACGACCUGCGGCUCAACGAGAACAAGCUCAAGGCCGUGCUCUACUCCUCGCUCAACCGCUUCGGGAACCUCACCGACCUCAACCUCACCAAGAACGAGAUCUCCUACAUCGAGGACGGCGCCUUCCUGGGCCAGUCGAGCCUGCAGGUGCUGCAGCUGGGCUACAACAAGCUCAGCAACCUGACGGAGGGCAUGCUGCGCGGCAUGGGCCGCCUGCAGUUCCUCUUCGUGCAGCACAACCUCAUCGAGGUGGUGACGCCCGCGGCCUUCUCCGAGUGCCCGAGCCUCAUCAGCAUCGACCUGUCCUCCAACCGCCUCAGCCGCCUGGACGGCGCCACCUUCGCCAGCCUGGCCAGCCUCAUGGUGUGCGAACUGGCCGGCAACCCCUUCAACUGUGAGUGCGACCUCUACGGCUUCCUCACGUGGCUCGUGGUCUUCAACAACGUCACCAAGAACUACGACCGCCUGCAGUGCGAGUCCCCGCGGGAGUUCGCCGGCUACCCGCUGCUGGUGCCCCGGCCCUACCACAGCCUCAACGCCAUCACCGUGCUGCAGGCCAAGUGCCGCAACGGCUCGCUGCCCGCCCGGCCCGCCAGCCACCCCACGCCCUACUCCACCGACGCCCAGCGGGAGCCGGAUGAGAACUCGGGCUUCAACCCCGACGACAUCCUCUCGGUGGAGCCGCCGGCCUCGUCCACCACAGACGCGUCCGCCGGGCCGGCCAUCAAGCUGCACCACGUCACCUUCACCUCGGCCACCCUGGUGGUCAUCAUCCCGCACCCCUACAGCAAGAUGUACGUCCUGGUCCAGUACAACAACAGCUACAUCUCCGACGUCAUGACGCUCAAGAACAAGAAGGAGAUCGUCACCCUCGACAAGCUGCGGGCGCACACCGAGUACACCUUCUGCGUGACCUCGCUGCGCAACAGCCGCCGCUUCAACCACACCUGCCUGGCCUUCACCACGCGGGAGCCGGUCCCGGGCGACCUGGCGCCCAGCACCUCCACCACCACCCACUACAUCAUGACCAUCCUGGGCUGCCUCUUCGGCAUGGUCAUCGUGCUGGGGGCCGUCUACUACUGCCUGCGCAAGCGGCGCCUGCAGGAGGAGAAGCAGAAGUCCGGCAAGGUCAAGAAGACCAUCCUGGAGAUGCGCUACGGGGCCGACGUGGAGGCCGGCUCCAUCGUUCACGCCGCCCAGAAGCUGGGCGAGCCCCCGAUGCUGCCCGUGUCCCGCAUGUCCUCCAUCCCGUCAAUCAUUGGGGAGAAGCUGCCCACUGCCAAGGGUCUGGAGGCCGGGCUGGACACGCCCAAGGUGGCCACCAAGGGCAACUAUAUGGAGGUGCGUACCGGCACCAGCACCAGCACCGGCACCGGCUCUGGCACCGGCACCGGCACCGGCACCAGCACCGGCGCCGGCACCGGCGGGGAUGGCCCGGCCCAGCCUGAGAGUAACCGCCCGGGCGCGGGGAACAGCCAGGGCUCGGCCACGGAGAUCUCCACCAUCGCCAAGGAGGUGGACAAGGUCAACCAGAUCAUCAAUAACUGCAUUGAUGCCCUCAAGCUGGACGCGGCCUCCUUCAUAGCGGGCGGCGGCAGUGGCGGGGACCCUGAGCUGGCCUUUGAGUGCCAGUCCCUCCCUGCGGCCACGCCGGCCUCCUCGGCGGCCUCCCCGGGGGCCCUGGAGCUCCCCAGCUUCCUCCCAGCCCCGUUCAAGGAGAGCUCCCACCACCCGCUGCAGCGCCAGCUGAGCGCCGAUGCCGCCGUGGCCCGGAAGACCUGCAGCGUGUCCUCCAGCGGCUCCGUCAAGAGCGCCAAGGUCUUCAGCCUGGACGUGCCCGACCUCCCGUCCCCCGCGGGGCUGGCCAAGAGCGACUCCAAGUACAUCGAGAAGAGCAGCCCCCUCAACAGCCCGCUGGACCGGCUCCCGCUGGUGCCCUCGGGCAGCAGCGGCAGCGGCGGCAGCGGCGGCGGCGGGGGCAGCGGGAGCGGCGGCGGGGGCAGCGUCCACCACCUGGAGGUGAAGCCGGCCUUCCACUGCAGCGAGCACAGGCACAGCUUCCCGGCGCUGUACUACGAGGAGGGCGCCGACAGCCUGAGCCAGCGCGUGUCCUUCCUCAAGCCGCUGACCCGCUCCAAGCGGGACUCCGCCUACUCGCAGCUCUCGCCCAGACACUACUACUCGGGCUACUCCUCCAGCCCCGAGUACUCCUCGGAGAGCACGCACAAGAUCUGGGAGCGCUUCCGGCCCUACAAGAAGCACCCCCGGGAGGAGGUGUACAUGGCCGCGGGCCACGCCCUGCGCAAGAAGGUCCAGUUCGCCAAGGACGAGGACCUGCACGACAUCCUCGAUUACUGGAAGGGGGUCUCGGCCCAGCAGAAGCUGUGA
Eptesicus fuscus (big brown bat) is the source of this 2574-nucleotide messenger RNA. RefSeq names its product extracellular leucine rich repeat and fibronectin type III domain containing 2 (gene ELFN2). NCBI's taxonomy places the organism in Eukaryota, Metazoa, Chordata, Mammalia, Chiroptera, Vespertilionidae. The coding region runs from base 16 to 2574 and encodes 852 amino acids. Gene Ontology annotation, molecular function: protein binding. Gene Ontology annotation, cellular component: plasma membrane. The record is from RefSeq and is a predicted model, not a curated record. The transcript has a single exon.